Molecule: messenger RNA, 255 nt
Organism: Prunus armeniaca (apricot)
Lineage: Eukaryota; Viridiplantae; Streptophyta; Magnoliopsida; Rosales; Rosaceae
Source: the annotation of a GenBank genome assembly
AUGGAGAAACGAAGGGUGCUGCCUCUACCAUUUCUGGAAGCUAGUCUAACUUUUACAGAGGACUUCCGGGAUCUGGCUGGACAAUGGGCAGCCAUUGAGAAGAACUACAAGGAGGCCGAAGUUUACAAGAACACUUUCAGCACUAGUGUUCGACACCUGGAGCAAGAGAGGAAAGCUUGUAGUCUCAAGUAUCAACAGCUCCAGCAAGUGAGGACUGAAAUCGUAGCUCGGCUUCAAAAACAGUUGGCUAGCUAG